This is a messenger RNA of Microcebus murinus (gray mouse lemur), 3794 nucleotides long. It is a transcript of the gene HACD2, whose product is annotated as 3-hydroxyacyl-CoA dehydratase 2. Gene Ontology annotation, molecular function: 3-hydroxyacyl-CoA dehydratase activity. Gene Ontology annotation, biological process: sphingolipid biosynthetic process; fatty acid elongation; very long-chain fatty acid biosynthetic process. The record is from RefSeq and is a predicted model, not a curated record. Lineage: Eukaryota; Metazoa; Chordata; Mammalia; Primates; Cheirogaleidae. Gene Ontology annotation, cellular component: endoplasmic reticulum membrane.
CCCUCCGCCCAGUCGCUUGGCCGAGUCCGGCCGAGGUGCUCGCGCAGGCAGAGUGCGCUCCGGUCACUUGAUAUGGCGGCAGCGGCGGCUACUGCGGCAACCAAGGGGAAUGGGGGCGGCGGUGGCCGGGCUGGGGCCGGCGAAGCCAGCGGCGCGCGGAAGAAGAAGGGCCCGGGGCCUCUGGCCACGGCGUACCUGGUCAUCUACAAUGUAGUGAUGACAGCGGGGUGGCUGGUUAUAGCUGUUGGUCUGGUCAGAGCAUACCUGGCUAAGGGUAGCUACCAUAGCCUUUAUUAUUCAAUUGAAAAGCCUUUGAAAUUCUUCCAAACUGUAGCCUUAUUGGAGAUUUUACAUUGUGCUAUAGGAAUUGUUCCAUCUUCCGUUGUCCUGACUUCUUUCCAAGUGAUGUCAAGAGUUUUUUUAAUAUGGGCAGUGACACAUAGCGUCAAAGAGGUACAGAGUGAAGACAGUGUCCUCCUGUUUGUUAUUGCCUGGACAAUCACAGAAAUUAUCCGUUACUCUUUUUAUACAUUCAGUCUAUUAAACCAUCUGCCUUACCUCAUCAAAUGGGCCAGGUACACGCUUUUCAUCGUGCUGUACCCAAUGGGAGUGUCGGGAGAACUGCUCACAAUGUAUGCAGCCCUGCCCUUUGUCAGACAGGCCGGCCUGUACUCCAUCAGUUUACCCAACAAGUACAAUUUCUCCUUCGACUACUAUGCGUUCCUGAUCCUAAUAAUGAUCUCCUACAUUCCCAUUUUCCCCCAGUUGUACUUCCACAUGAUACAUCAGAGAAGAAAGGUCCUAUCUCAUACUGAAGAGCACAAGAAAUUUGAAUAGUUCCUGCUUUCUGCACCUCCCCCCCAAAAAACAAACUUUUCAAUGAUCAAAAAAUGCUGCAGACUUUUUGAGUUCCCAAUACGUUUCAUAGAAAAUAAGUAAGAACUAUUUUUAAAAUAUUUAAAAUAAAACAAAAACCAAAAUCCAGUGUCACAUGGGCCUGGGAUUUUCUAUUUAAAAAAGGCUGUUACAUAAAACAUCCUGGCCAGUCCAUUUCAGCAUGCUCUUUCUUUCAACCAGAAGUUCCCAAUAUUUAUGAUGGCGCUAGAAAGAGAUUUGGCAUUUUAUAUCCUUCUGUGUCCUUCAUGUAUCUGAUAAAUAAAUAUCUGUAACACUGAAUACUUGAGAGUUACAGUCUGAGUAAUGAAGUUGUACCAACUGAAUGCCCAGCUUGCAGUAGAGUUAUGUUUCAGUCUGCAGUGUGUUUAGCAUUCCCUUUUCAAAGUGCUUGACUGCAUGCUGGAAACUAUUUGUAUUUUUGAAGCGGCAAACUUUGUUCUCUGGAAUGCUCUGAAGUUAUGGCUGGGACCUAUCCCCUCAUAUCUACUGAAUGAAUUAUAAAAUGUAUAUGCCUGUGAAGCUUUGGGAUAGUGCCCGUAAUCCAAAAACAACUAGAAUCCUUUUGUUUGUUUUCAGUUGAGUCAUUACUGCCUGCCACUAAGAAACGUGCUUGAAUUUAAUAAGUAUGUGUACCUUGUAAGAACCUACCUUAUCUGGAGCUCAGCCUCAAUCAUAUUUUAACAAAAUGACAGUUCUCAGAAAGGGAAAACUCCAUAGCUAGUAAGUGACAAGCACCUUUCAUGGUACUGUUCUCAGAACACCUCUGAGUAGCGCGAGUAAGGUAUGUGCUGGUAGCCGUUCUCAUUUAUGGACCCUGAAGCCAAUCCAGCCACAUGGAAGUGGGGAAUCUGUAAUCAAAAGCGCAUGGGAGGCGCCACGUUAGAAAUGUAGUCCAGAAAAACAUUCAGGAAUAGGUUUUUACACCAUUGUAAUUUUAAUUUUUAAUUUUCUCUCACUUUUCUGUUUGGAUACUUUUCCUAAUUAUGCUCCUAUGUUAAUUCCCACCAAGUUGUAAGGCCAGAGGCAGUAAACUGUUCCAGUUGGGCAGCUAUGAGCUAAAAGCAGUAUCAUCUCUGGGUGUUGGAGCAGCCAAGAAAUAUUUUGGUCCUAUGGACAUUGUCUAAUUAACAUCACAUCUUCAUACCAUUCAGUUGCUCAGCUGUGCAUUUAAAACCCUUCAAGAAAGGGUUGGAUGAAAAUGUAAAAGCACAAGUUUAGAUGUGCAUUAAAUUUUAAACAACACAGUAUCUUUUUUAUUUAUGGAGCCUUUUUUUUUUUUUGGUUGAUCUUUAAGACUAAGUCUAGCUUACUGAGUAGUUGUCAUUUAAUAUAUAAUUGCUAAUAUCAAAAGAGUAUCAUAAUGGAAAACUAAAUUUUUAAAUGCUUAUUUUCAUAGAAGCUUAAAAAUUUAUUGCAGGCAGGUAUGUAAUAAAUUAUUUUUAAAUUGAACAUUCAAAUUCUGCUUCUGAAAGUCAGCACUCUAGGGCAUUUUGAGAUUGGAAUCUAUUCUUGUAUUUGAUAGACAAAAUAUGUGGGAAAGCUUUUUUCAUACUUUUUCUGUCUUUUUAUUCUUCCAAAAUUUAUUUCUACUGUAAAGUAGAAUCAACCUGGGUUAUAUUAGUCUUACUACUUUAUUCAGUAAAGAUUUUUUUCAAUUGUUUUUGGAAAACUUCUAAAAGAUAAGAUGAAAAAUGCAAGUAUUUUGGGAUUGGUGGGCUGGGAGUUUUAUUCAGGCCUCUUUAUUAUAAUUUGUCACCGGUUAUGAAGAACAUUCUGUUGCAAACAGUAGUAUUGCAUCGAAUUGAACUUUGGCAAUGAGAACACAGCAAACAGUUCCCUUUUCAAAAAGGGUCUCUACCCCAAUGUGAAUUAUUGUAUGUCAACCUUUAGAAUCCUUGUGGCAGAAAAACAAGGCAUGUCACUGUGUCCUUCAAUAACCUCUCUCCAUAUCUGGUUUCUUUAUCCCAAACAUGAAUUCAUUUCUCUUUUGAAGUAGUGUUCUUUUAUAAAUUAAGAACAUCCAACCCACCAAAUGUCACCUCUUCUUAUGAGGUGCGAAUGAGGGAGGUAGUGUUUCUGUGAGUAUUUCGUUAGACCGAGCGGUUUCAUCUCAGGUCACAGUCAAAGGCAUCAUCCUCCCGUCUACCCCCUUAGGUGCGUGGUUCAGAUCCCCCCUGUGGGGCCUCCUUCAGAAAGACGGUUCUCUGAGGUGCGCAGUAGUGCUUUGUAGACACAAGCUGCUAAUCUGCAUCUUGCUAUGUUCUCUUUGCUAAGGUUGGGAUUAUUCAUUUAACAUGUACCAGCCAGUAUCAAAGGCACCAUGGAGAGUUAGUCAUGGAAUAAAGCACUAUCCUUGAAGACAAAAAAGUUCCUCCAGAGCAAACUUCUGACAGGAAAGGUGUAGAAGAUGUAGAGUUUAAAGGGGCAUAUGAAGAGAUCCUGCCCUCAUUUUUUACUUGGUUAUUUAUUUAUUUUUUUUGGUUAUUCAUUUGUAAUAAAAAGUUUGCAUUUAUGUGAUCCAACCUGCAAAUUAUUUUCAAUUCUGAGUUUCAGAUAAAACAUCUUAAAAACAUCAAAGUGAAUAUGUACUGCUCCUUUGAAAUUUGGGUAAAAAAUUAUACACCCAUAUAUACAGUCAUUUUUGUAUUUUUUCUAUGUUGUGAAAACCAAAAUUGUAAUUUUAUAAGUCUUUGAUUCACUAAAAUUAUAUAAUUUAAAUGUAUUUUUUGUAUAUUUAGAAUAAGGAGUUCAAAGACUAUGCUUAACUUUCUAUGCAUGCAUUUGAAAGCUGUUUUUACCUGAUAAUGUUAAUGUGGUAAUAAGUUGUAUUCAUAAAAUACUGAUCUGUGUUGCAUUUCAAAAUAAACUAGUGUGUGCUCUGCCUGGAUUUGAAAUAC